Molecule: messenger RNA, 741 nt
Organism: Phoenix dactylifera (date palm)
Lineage: Eukaryota; Viridiplantae; Streptophyta; Magnoliopsida; Arecales; Arecaceae
Product: mannose-specific lectin-like
Source: RefSeq, a predicted model, not a curated record
GAGUCCAUAAAACCAGACGAAGGUGACUAUGAAACUGCAAAUAAAGAGAGAGAGAGAGAGAGGAACACCAUAAUGGCUGGCCAAAGCAUGAAGGUCAUGGCGCUGGUCCUGGGCCUCCUGGCGACGACGGCAGUCGCCAAGGACACAUUGUUCGACGGCCAGAGCCUCGAAGUCGGCCAGUAUCUGGAGAAGGGGCCGUAUCGAUUUAUCAUGCAGGGGGACUGCAACCUGGUGCUGUACGUGAACGGGAACCGGCCGCUGUGGUCGUCGGGGACCGACGGCAAGGGCAGCUCGUGCCGGGCCACGCUGCAGGAAAAUGGCAACCUGGUCAUCUUCUCCGGGAGCGAUGUGGUGUGGACCAGCGGCAGCGCCCCAGGGCCCAACACCUACCGUCUGGUCCUCCAAGGGGACGGGAACGUCGUCAUCUAUGGCGCAGCACUGUGGGCAACCAACACCGCUCAGAGCCGGAGACUUCUGCUCUGAUGAAGGGGCCGGGCGAGGGUGACGACCUCCUCUCUGGUAUAUCUGGUUUGCUUAUCUGCGUGCCAUGAACUAUAAGAAAGGAUUUGCAUGAGAUUGGAAUUAUUUGGAAAGCAGUAAUUUUCUGUAAUCUAUCUGUCUGGCCUGUGUGUUCGAACUUGUAGACAUGCAAGGCAUCCCCAGCACAAGCAGGGAAAUUUAAGGAAUCUGGAAAGAUUCAUGAGAUUUGUGUUGUUAUAGCUAUGAAAAAUGUUAAAUGAA